UUGUGUUGUUGUCAGUUUCACACAUGCAGUGACCAAGGCAUGUUCAAUUUUGCAUCACUCACAAACCUGCGCAACGUUGUCAAUUACUUUCUUGGCACAGCACACUCGCUUUGAUAAGCGACCGGAGGGAAGGGAGCACUACUGAGCGCCUGUAUGUCAACCUCCAACCUUCAUCGAUUUUUCCUUCUUUCUGCUAUUAAUCAUAUCAUCGCACCCGUCAUAUUUAGUUUAUCUUUAUGGAUGUCUCCGGUUCAGAUGACAUCUCGAUUUUGAAACGUUUUGAUCUUGACCUGUGACGCCUCAAUGCAUUGUCUACAAGAGUUGUUUUUUGAGGAUACCAACAAGAUUGUUUGUACAGACUGAAAAUCUGGCGUUUGAAAUGGACUUCCUAAACCCCUCUGUUCAUUAAAUCUGAUCUGUUGCUCCUUGUAUUUACGUUUCAGUCUUUUAAGAAUGGUCUUCACGUAUUGGUAAACUGCGAUAAAAUAGUCUGACAUAUGGUUUUGUUAUAGAAAUCUGCUCUCAGUGACUAUAUACGUGACAGUUGAAGGGAAAUUCAACGAAGCCUCCAAAACGCCAAGGUAUGUUCUUGUAAGAUCGUCUCUGCUAAAAAAAGGAGAAACAAACCUCUGUCUCUCAAACUUACCAGUUUUGAAGUCAUAUCAUCGUCCAUGAUCUGUGCAUCAGUGGAAGACAGCCUGUAAACCACGUCAUCACAAGAUACCAGUUACGCCAAAAUUAAUCAAAGGAACCGCCGCCAUCUUCGAGUUCAAUCUUUCAUCGAUGAAGUUGAAUUGAAAAAGAAGAAAUAAUUCACUUGAACUGCUUCAUGUCAUCGCUGGAUCCUCGAACCGUCCAGUAUUUAUUGUGGUAGUAGUGUGAAGAUCCAAUUUCUCCAUGAUUAAACUGACUCGACGUCAAAUUCAAGAACAUUUCUGUAAUAAGAAACGGUGAUUAACGGAGGCAUUUAGAGGACUGUGAGGAAAUCACUCCCCUCAGUGCCCGGAGUUUCUCCGCUCGGAGCCCGCCCCUCUCGCCGUCUCAAAUCACCAUCGACCCGGCCCGCUACAACCUCCCAGGUAUGCCUGACUCCAACCACCACACACCAAACGCUGCUGAGAGCGAGAAACUCGCCCUGAAUCAGAGCAGCGAAAAGAAGUCGAAGUACACGUACUCCACAUGGGGGAGAUUUAACAACAAGCGGGCGUGGAUGAUAUGCCUGGCGGGCUUCAUACUAGAUAUACCAUUCAUGGGGAUGGUUAUGAGCUUUGGUGAAUUACUACUGCCGUUGUUGGACACCUUUGGUGGUGGGACAGCUGCUAUCAGUUGGGUGGGUUCAAUAGCGUUCGGUAUGGCAUACGUGGGCAACCCAAUCUCGACACCCCUCUACAACCGCUUCGGGUGCCGCUGCGUCUCAAUGGCCGGGGUGUUCUUGGGUGCCACAGCUCUCUUCAUUUGCUCCUUCGUGACAGAGUUCUGGUGGAUGUUCGCCACCUACAGCCUCAUGUUCGGCUUCGCCACCAACCUGUGCUAUAACCCGCCGCUGAUCCUAACUGGGGCGUGGUUCCCGGUCAAGAACCACGUACUUGCAACAUGUGUGCUAGUCGCUGGAAUCCCGUUCGGUUCUUUAGUGAUGAAUCCGGUUUGUCAAAGCCUUGUGGAGACUAUCGGCCUACGAAACACAUACCGAACGUUAGCGGCGCUAUCACUAGUUAUUGGUAUCCCGUGUUGUCUAGUCUUUAAACAGCCGCCAAUGGACACGGAAGAUGAAGACACCAGGUCGCUAGAGGGCAGCAUUGAGAGCGCUGAAGUGGAAGGGGCGUGGCUCUCGGAGAUGAUAAAACAGGAGGAGUUACCGGAAGUAAGGAAACUGUUUGGUGUACGGACUUCCCUCUGGCUCGAUCCCAUUUAUAUACUCUAUAUGUUUGGGCAGCUCUUCAAAGGAAUUGGAUAUGUGUUCCCAUUUAUACAUUUGAUAAGUUUCAUGGACACGAUUGGCAUUGAACCAUCUUCUGGAUCUAUCAUCAUGACAGUGAAAGGAGCCGCCGAUAUGGUGGGCCGUUUCUCGGCAGGGUUCAUGGGAGAGAAGCUACCGUUCCCGCUCAUCCAUAUUUACGUUAUAUGUCCCGGAGUAAUGGCUAUCACUACGUAUCUCUGCACGUAUGCUAAAAGUUUUAUCGACAUGUUUUUCUACGCGUUGGCUAUAGGUUACUUCAACGGUGUAUUCAAUGCCCUUCUAUUUUCCACCACUACGUCCUUAUUUGACCGGGAGGCAGCGAAGGAGGCGUGGUCGUUCUGCCAGGUUCCCCCGGGUAUUGCUAUCAUCAUCGGGCCUGGAAUCGCUGGUUUUAUUUAUGACAUCAGUCGGUCCUACAUCGUCGACUUCUACGUCAACACAGCCGUCUUCGAAAUUGCCAUGGUAACCUUCCUCCUGGUACCCGCCAUUCAACUGUGCAGGCGAAUACGAGAGAAAAGAAAAGGCGGUUCGGACACCGAAAACAUUAUGGAAAUGGCGCGCUUUGAAAGAGAGCGGAAAAACAAUAUGGCGAAUGGGUAUCAAAGCAUGAAAUAAUGGUGGAGAAUUAGCCGUGUGUGAAUCAUCAUCGCGGUAGCGCCCUCUUUUGUUUUCAUUUCGCAAAGUGAUAAAAACGAAAUCGAGACUAGAGGAAACAAGUGUGUAAAAAUGUCCAUGC
Asterias rubens (European starfish) is the source of this 2693-nucleotide messenger RNA. RefSeq names its product monocarboxylate transporter 13-like. Gene Ontology annotation, biological process: transmembrane transport. Gene Ontology annotation, molecular function: transmembrane transporter activity. The coding region runs from base 1082 to 2572 and encodes 496 amino acids. The transcript is spliced from 7 exons. NCBI's taxonomy places the organism in Eukaryota, Metazoa, Echinodermata, Asteroidea, Forcipulatida, Asteriidae. The record is from RefSeq and is a predicted model, not a curated record.